UUCUUAAUAAAUUUAUUGCUCGGUGCCCAUUAAUUUAAAAUGACUGCUCUGAGGCCUUUCCAAUGUGAUGAUCUUUUUCGCUACAAUAACGUUAAUCUCGACCCUCUCACAGAGACAUACAACAUGGGGUUCUAUCUAGCAUACUUAUCAAAAUGGCCUGAGUACUUUACGGUUGCAGAGUCACCCACUGGUCGAAUUAUGGGGUACAUUAUGGGCAAAUCCGAAGCAAGACAGAACGACCCUAGAGAUUGGCAUGGUCACGUGACUGCUAUAUCAGUAGCCGAAGAGUAUAGGAGGAUCGGACUAGCUGCCACAUUGAUGAAUUCCUUAGAGUCGAUAUCAGAACGCAAGCAUUGCUAUUUCGUUGACUUGUUUGUGCGGGUGUCAAACAAGGUAGCCAUUUUGAUGUAUCAGAAUCUUGGGUACAAGAUAUUCCGUCGUAUUGAGAACUAUUAUUCUGGUGCUGAUGAUGACGAGGAUGCCCUGGAUAUGAGAAAGGCUCUCAGCCGGGACAAGGAAAAGAUUUCCGAAAGGCCCUGUAAAGACCCGAAUUUUCCAUUAGAAGCAUAAUUUUUUUGGUCACUUUAUUAUCAAUGCUCUGUUUCAGACUUAG
Molecule: messenger RNA, 613 nt
Organism: Amphimedon queenslandica
Lineage: Eukaryota; Metazoa; Porifera; Demospongiae; Haplosclerida; Niphatidae
Product: N-alpha-acetyltransferase 20-like
Exons: 1
Coding region: 40-570 (176 amino acids)
Biological process (GO): N-terminal peptidyl-methionine acetylation
Cellular component (GO): NatB complex
Molecular function (GO): protein-N-terminal amino-acid acetyltransferase activity
Source: RefSeq, a predicted model, not a curated record